This is a messenger RNA of Bombyx mori (domestic silkworm), 3513 nucleotides long. RefSeq lists its product as uncharacterized. Bases 299 to 1513 code for a protein of 404 amino acids. Gene Ontology annotation, cellular component: nucleus. Gene Ontology annotation, biological process: regulation of transcription by RNA polymerase II. Gene Ontology annotation, molecular function: DNA binding. The record is from RefSeq and is a predicted model, not a curated record. The transcript has 12 exons. NCBI's taxonomy places the organism in Eukaryota, Metazoa, Arthropoda, Insecta, Lepidoptera, Bombycidae.
UUUUAUAAAAGUUUAGGCUGUAUGGUAUGACACCUUUGCCUUUCCAGUUGGAAAAAUAAAACUACUACUACGAAAAUUAGAAGCCCGCGCAAAUUUAAGUUCGUUUUUGUCGUGAAAAAUGCAUAAAAAUGAAACAUUAAGCCUGAAAUUAGAUCGUGAAACCGGCACUACUAUGUUCAAUAAUCAUCGAAGAUGAAAAAUGCAAGGUCAUCUUGCAGUUGCGGGCAAAGUUGAAAGCUCGGCGUGCAUGUGUGACGCGAGCGAGUGCUUUCGGCGGCCACCGCUGACCGACUAGGAAAUGCCGAGCCACAAUCUAGCUUUAGUGAAAAAUGAAUUACAAUUGGCGCAAGAAGACGGUGACUCAUUUUAUUCCCAAUGUUACGUACCCAGUCAACAGGCGAACAGUUUGGAGGAGCUGGUCCCACUGGCGCCGGCGGGUCCGGCCGCGACCCCGGUCUGCGUGAAGCAGGAGCGCGUGGACUCGCCGCCCGCGCUGCAGCUCGAAACCUUGGAGUCGGUCCCGCAGCGCACGAGUUGUACGCUGAUAGAGCGGCAUCUGUCCUCGCUCCACGGGGAAGCGCGCGAGCGACCCGAGGCCAGCGACUUCACGCCGCUGCUCGCCGUCAAGGACGAGCCGUUGUCGGAAGGCGAGCAACACCAGCAGAGCGGCGAGGACACCAGCGACUCUCAGGCCGAGCCGGCGACCCGGGGCAGUCCAAAAAGUUGGACCCCGACUGACAUGGACAAUGCCUUGGAGGCGCUCAGGAGCCACCACAUGAGUUUGACUAAGGCCUCGGCGCUGUUCGGCAUCCCGUCCACCACGCUGUGGCAGCGCGCGCACCGCCUCGGCAUCGACACGCCCAAGAAGGAGGGCUCCUCGAAGUCUUGGAGCGAGACGGACCUCAAGAACGCGCUGGAAGCUCUCAGGGCCGGCUCUAUAUCCGCUAACAAGGCCAGCAAGGCUUACGGAAUUCCGAGUAGCACUCUGUACAAGAUAGCUCGUCGGGAGGGCAUCCGUCUCGCGGCGCCCUUCAACGCGGCCCCCACGGCGUGGCGCCGCACCGACCUGCGCCACGCGCUCGGCGCGCUGCGAGCCCGCGCGCUCUCCGUGCAGCGCGCCGCCGCACUGUACGGCAUACCCACCGGUACAUUAUACGGCCGGUGUAAGCGAGAAGGCAUCGAGCUGUCUCGCUCUAACCCGACCCCGUGGUCCGAAGAUGCAAUGGCGGAAGCACUUGAGGCAGUGAGGGUUGGCCAGAUGUCGAUAAACCAGGCGGCUAUACAUUACAACUUGCCGUACUCGUCUCUGUAUGGACGGUUCAAAAGAUGCAAAUACCAGAGCGUGCAACAGUACCAGCAGCCGCCGAUUGCCCCGGACGGCCCCCCGCACGACCCGGGGCCCCCCCGGCCGGCCCCCCACCCCCCCGCCUACCCGCACUACCCGCACGCGCACGAGCAGGACUACGCGCAGACGCUGUGCUACCACCAUCACUACAAUACUGUCAUUAGUUGAACGAGAGAUUCUACACUGAAUGAAUUAUUCCAAAAAUUUUCAUUCAUUGCGAAAAACGAUGAAAAAUCUGUGGUUUCUCACGGUGGUGACACUGACAAAAACUGUAGUGCUUUCGUUUUUAUUGAAGAAAAAUCGUUUUUAAGCAACUCAAAAUAUAUCGAGUCAAAUUCCGUCAUCUAUGAAUAUCAGGUACAUUAUAGUGAUACUGAAAACAGAAUGGCGUUCCUCAGUGAGUCAGAUACACAUAUUGCCAAAGAAAUGUUGAUAGAAAACCUUAUUAGGACUUUGAAUUUAAUUGUAUUGACGAAUAAAAGCCUGGAACAGCGACAUCUAGCGGAGUCGAGUGUAAGUGACUGUUCCGUUCCGCUCAUUGGUGGAUUUAAAAGUAGAAUGUCGAAAUUCGAAUCUAGAACGCGACGUAGUUGUAAUUGGAAUCGAACGCGUGCGCUCUUAGGGCGCCCUUAGAAAAGAGAUAGAAUUUAAAUAAUGACAAAAAUAUACGUAAAGUGGAUGUGUCCCGGUAGUUGUAGUAAAACUUGUCUGUUCAUAUUUUUAUAUACAUUUUUUUCGUGAACGUAGACGUAUUAAUUUAGUAAUUAAUAAGGUAGAAAGAGAUACGAUUGAGUUUGCCGACGUAAAUUUUUUCUGAGCUAUGGUAAAAACUGGUAUCUGUCUCAAAGCUCUUAAUGAAAGCUUGGACUGAAAAUAUCUGUUUAACAACUAAAAGUCAGAUGACCCGGCUCUGCCCGUUGGCUGCUGGUCUGGGAACGGCGAUAAAAAGGGCGAUAUUCAUAAGUUAAAAAAAAAUUUACAUUUUUGUUUUUGUAACCAAGAUAGAGGGUUUAGAAAGCAGUUAAUGUGUGAGCGCGGGCGAGGUUCGGGCACGCGGCAUAGCCUACUGGUGAAAUGUUAUAUGAUUUUUUUAAUUAUUCGGUCAUAUAAUUAUAAGCUGCAAACUUGGCCCUUGUGUAGGCUGGUGGGGCGCAGGGCGGAGCGCCUCCGAUUCCUUACUAAGUUGCAGUCGCACGUGGAGCCGACUAACUGUAGGAGUUUAGGGGCAAGGGAAUACACCUGUUGAGACUAAACGCGACCAGCUGUAAGCCGUGCCUCCGUAAAUACUGAUCUAUUCUUGUCUUCUCAAAUGAGUGGUCAUCCCGAACGCGGCUCCAGCCCCUCCCACGGCGGGCCAGCCAGGCGCCCCCCGCAGCUAGCCGCGGUGUACACUGUACAAGCCGGGGUGUUCUAUGUAGCGAGCCCCGCCUGCCGCUAGCGUUCCGUGUAGAACGACUAAACCGACUACUGUGCUCUGCGGCCGGGACACGUCUCCCGCUCAGCAGCCGAGGGAUCUGUAGGCUGCGCAGUGCAGUGUUGGUCGACUCGCGUCUGGUGAGGGUGUAUGCCCUUGUUACGCGCUGUACACAGUUCGAUUGGUCAAGAUAUUACUAAAUAGAAGUUAAAGGUAAGUGCUCCGUAGACGUCCGUGCUAUCAGCGGGCACAGAACAGGCGUGCACGACCCCGCUUCCCUCCCAGUUGGCGGGCUCCAGUGGGAGAGCUCCUUGGUCUUUGGGCGAGCUACGCGGGUCAAUGGUACAUUUUAAGGCCCCAUUUUUACCACGCAUCAGGUUCCUAAAUGAACUCUCCUCCACGACUUACCCCAAGCUCUGAGACACAGCCUCCUAACAAGGUUUGAAAGGUAUUUGUGUCCACGAACGACAGCGUCUACUUACCAUCGGUUAAGUCGGCCCGUCAAUCUUCGGAGGAGGAAGUCCAGUCGUGGGUCAGGGGCGGGUGGACGGCGUCUUAGAUCUCUGAUAAGCUGACUUUGAGCACGUCCCACGCCGCAUGUAAUACGUAAACUAUGUGAUACUAACAAUGUAUAAGGAAGUGUUUUCGUCCGUUUUAUUAUUGGUACUUAAUGUAAGUAAACUGAAUAGUUUUAGUACUUGAUGAUGCUAGUCUCUUACUAUGUAGUGCCAAUAAAUAUCUUUUAAUUAACGUC